Molecule: messenger RNA, 1434 nt
Organism: Closterium sp. Yama58-4
Lineage: Eukaryota; Viridiplantae; Streptophyta; Zygnematophyceae; Desmidiales; Closteriaceae
Source: the annotation of a GenBank genome assembly
AUGAGGUGGCACCACUGUUCAAUCCUGAUGACUCUCCGUUGUUGCGCAGGUGUGCGUGUGGGCGAUCGCUUCUUUGCUCGAGCCGAAAUGGUUGCGGUGGGCUUGCACAGGCAUUGGCUCAACGGCAUUGACAUCAUUCCUAAAGCCGAGAGCCCUUUUGACAAGUCCAUCGCAGUGGCUGUGGUGGUGUCUGGAGGAUACGAAGACGACAAGGAUGAAGCGAGCCGCAUUUGGUACACCGGGCAGGGUGGCAACGACCUUCUGGGCACACGGAAGCAAGUGGCCGAUCAAAGUCUGCGAGCUGGAAACCUGGCUCUCAUGAAUAGCAUUAAGGUGAAGAACGAUGUGAGAGUCAUUCGAGGGCACAAAUGCAAGAAAUCAAGCAUCGGACGGGCUUUCACAUACGAUGGGCUUUACAAGGUGAAGCAACAUCAGUAUGUGCGUGGCGAGCAAGGCUUCUUCGUCUACAAGUUCCUUCUCGUUCGCAACCCCGACCAGCCGCCUCUCACAACUGACCAGGUUCGCUUCAUGCGCGGCCAGAUCCCAACGAGCGCGAAGAAAGCAUCAAAUGUUGUUUGCGCAGACCUCUCAAAGGGCAAGGAGAGGCUGCCUGUAACCGUCACCAAUUGCAUCGACAAACCACCCACCAUGCCUCCUGCAUUUGAGUACGUGACGAAGCGCAUCAUGCCCAAGGGGUUCAAGCUGCAGGGAGGGGCGCACAAGUGCGAGUGCGAGGGGGCGUGCACGAGUGAGAGCGAGUGCGCGUGUGCCAGGAGGAACCGCGACGGCUUUCCCUACGUGCGAGGGGGAAGGCUGGUCAAGGCACGCGGCAUCGUGAUGGAGUGUGGCCCCUCGUGUGGCUGCGGCCCAGCCUGCAUCAACAGGGUCGGCCAGCUGGGGCUGCGCUUCCGUCUCGAGGUGUACAAGACGGCGCACAAGGGGUGGGCGGUGCGGUCAUGGGACCCCAUCCCAGCGGGGGCGGUGGUGUGCGAGUACGUGGGAGACGUGCUGCCGUACGAGCAGGUGAACCACGUGGAGGAUGACAUGUAUGUCAUCAGCAUCGACACUGUGCGCACCGCCAAGCUCGGCACGCAGGGCAGAGAUCCCAUGUUUGAGGACUUGGAGCAUGCGCUGGAGGAGGGGGGGGGGCACGAGGAGGUGCACUACGCCAUCGACGGGCUGCGGCGUGGCAACGUGGCGCGCUUCAUCAACCAUAGCUGCUCGCCCAACCUCUUUUAUCAGUCCGCCCUCUGGGACCACAAGCGCCCUGAGCUCUCCCACCUCCUGCUCGUCGCCUCCGAAAACAUUCCUCCUCUCACAGAACUCACCUACGAUUACAACUACGAGCUUGACAGCGUGAUGGAUGAGAAUGGUAAGGUGAAGCGCUUGGACUGCUGCUGUGGUGCUGCUGACUGCCGAGGAAGGUUGUAUUGA